AAAUUGGCCGAACACUGGGCAAUGAAAAAAAAAUCGGCAACAACAGCUGCACAACACUUUCACCGACCAAGUGACAACCAAGCACAUAUAUAACCGUAGAUAACAGACCUAAAUUACACGAGUUCUUUACGUUCCUUACGAUUCAGUAACGACUAACACGUGACAGGCAUUAUUACUCCAUCACUCCACAUGCGAGCAGUACUAGACAUUAGGCUGGGGCCACACGAGCGCACAGAAUGCUUCCGUUGUAACGCACAUCGUGACGUCCGUUGUUGAAAUAGAAAUCAAAUCCAAUCAUACGAGGCACGCGCGCACUUCUUGACGUACGUCAUAACGUGAGUUGAUUUUCGAUGGACGAAUUUAUGUUCGAACGUACAUUGAGCCUUGCUGACUGACGUCACAGCUUUGUGUAGCCUCGAAUGUUGCCGGCCAGACGAGCGCAUAGUGUAACGUCCAUCACUUGUCGUAUCCGGUUUUCCUGUUCACUUACUGCUGUUUCAUCUUUCACUGUGCUUCAUCGUUUUACCAUGGAUAUUGAAACGUUGAUAUGUGCGGUACAACAUCAUCCGCUGUUAUGGGACACUGCAAGCGCUGAUUACAAAGAUAAAAGAAAAAAACACCAGGCUUGGGUUGAAGUAGCGAAGAUUUUAUUCGAAGAUUAUGACAACCAGUCUCAAGAUCAACAAGAAUUAAUUGUACGAGACGUGGUAUCGAAAUGGAGAACAGUACGAGAUAACUACGUUAGAAACCUAAAACAACGAUCCAUAAAACCAGGUUCCGGAGCCAAGAAAGUGAGAACAUACAUCUACAGCAAGCAAUUAUCCUUUCUAAAGAAAUCUUCUGAACCAACACCUACAUUUCGUACCAUGGAUACUCAACCGGACUCACCCAAAAAUGAAUGUGAUGGAGAUAAUCGCGAAACUGAAGAAGACUACCAUACUCCUACCGCCAAUGAAACAGUGGUUCUUCCUCAACAGCUCCCAUCUUCACGUAAAAGAAAGUUAACGGAUGUUGAACGUAGUUUCAUUACAUUUAUGGAAAGUCACAGCAUGAAAAAGGCAACACCACAAGAUGAUGAAGAUUUAGCUUUUUUCUACUCUAUUUUGCCCACUGUUAAAACACUGACGCCGAAUGAGAAAUUCACAUUCAGGAUAGAAAGUAUGAAACUUCUACAAUACCUAAAACAAGCCAGAUCAUUUCCUCCGACCCUUCCUCCCUACCAAGGCUAUACAUCGCGACCACCAUCGAAUACAUCGGAUGCUUCAUUAUUUUCAAACUUUUCACCGGGCACGGAGGCUUCAAGUGACUAAUGCCCAGCUGUCCCAGCCCUACAGUCAUAAUCGGUCAUAAUCGAUUGCAACGUAUAACAGUUGUGAUGAUUGUAAUCGUCGAAUGGCCAUUCGGUUGUGUUAGAAACUAUAAAUAUUAAUCAGGUAGACUGCAUCCAAACGAUCCAAACCAUGUAACAUUUGUCGCCAUUGAUUGCAGGCUCAGAGGGCUUGGAGAGACUGGAAUGUUUUAAGCCAAUUUCUGUGGAGUUGCGAAGAGACCUGUCCACAGUAGUGUCCUGGAUAUCCUAGGUCCUAGACCGUGUUGCUAGGAAUCAAUAUGGAUUCAGCUGUCAGCACGAGACAAGUAGGGAAGGAGUUAAUGUUAUGGACAUGACCAAUUAGAAGGUACUGCAGGAACAGUUGCUUCACCCCUACCUUGUACAACCCGUGCAGGGCCCCACGCCUGCUGAUUUUCCAGCGCGAGAGAACUUGUCGCUGUUUUGUUCAACAAAGUGCUGAGCAUGUGUUUCAUCAGUGCUUUUUACAGAUGAGGCAUGUUUCAGUACUGACAGCGUCAGUAUUCACGGCAAACAUCAGUCGCCAGAGGACAUCGGCUUACAGGCAACUAAUACCGAGAUUUCCUCUUACAAGAUCUGCCAAAACUACUGGAAAAUGUACCACUGGCAGUCAGAGGACAGAUGUGGUACAUGCUUGGCAGUGUUCUGGUACGUUUUGGCCAUACUGUGCGAGAUGUUUAUUGUUUUGGUACAUGUAACUUGUUCCCAAAGUUUUUCCAAACCUUUCAGUUACACUCUGUAGAAUGCUAUUAGUAGAAAGUAUUGAACAUUGGUGCCAAACGUGUAUUCAAUCUGUAGGUGGUUAAUAUAUCCUACUGUCAGCUAUAUAACAGGGUUUGGUUUGGCAGUUGGUUUUACUGAACUCUUACAGAACAUAACUACAAAUAACUAUAGUGCUAAUGCUAAUGGACACACUUUACAAUUCACUAAAGCACGUACAACAUCUUCUCAGCCUGCUGUAUCUUCAUUGGUUGUUGCCUGGUAUCAGCUUCCAAUGCCAUAGCUUCCUCAGCUUUUGUAUUGAUGUCCUUACUGGCCAGUGACUGUCUUACAACAAACUUGGUUGGUUUCAUAACUACUGGGGGCACGCGAUAGCAUAGUUUGUUGAGGCACUGUGCUAUAAGCUGUAAGGUUUGAGUCCCAAUGAGGUGGAUU
Molecule: messenger RNA, 2503 nt
Organism: Cryptotermes secundus
Lineage: Eukaryota; Metazoa; Arthropoda; Insecta; Blattodea; Kalotermitidae
Exons: 2
Coding region: 420-1310 (296 amino acids)
Biological process (GO): regulation of transcription by RNA polymerase II
Cellular component (GO): nucleus; transcription regulator complex
Molecular function (GO): DNA binding
Source: RefSeq, a predicted model, not a curated record